UCACAUAAUGCACCUUGUUUCAGUCAUUCAGCGGGGUGUGUGGGCUGUGUUGCUCUGGCCUAACCUCCUCGCCUCAAGUGUCCCACUAGACUGCAGGGAAGAGCAGGGUAUCCUCUCGCGCUGCCCUUCCAUCUCCCAGGAGAAACUUCUCGACCGAGUCAUCGAGCACGCUGAGCUCAUCUACCGCGUCUCAGAAGAAUCGUGCUCUUUGUAUGAGGACAUGUUUAUCCCUUUGCAGUUCCAGAGGAACCAAGUUGGCUACGCGUGCAUCACCAAAACCUUACCCGUCCCCAGCUCCAAGAAUGAAAUCCAACAGAUAUCUGACAAAUGGCUGCUCCACUCGGUGCUGAUGCUGGUCCAGUCCUGGAUCGAGCCUUUGGUCUACCUGCAGACCUCGCUGGAUCGCUACAACGCCGCUCCCGAGAUGCUCCUCAACAAGACCAAGUGGGUGUCUGAGAAACUGAUCAGUCUGGAGCAAGGGGUGGUGGUCCUCAUCAAGAAGAUGUUGGAUGAGGGGAUGCUGACCAUAAACCACAGUGAGCAAGGCCUCCUCCAGAAUGGCGUCCAGCCGCAGAUGCUGGAAUCAGUGAUGCGGGACUACACCUUACUCAGCUGCUUCAAGAAAGACGCCCAUAAGAUGGAAGCUUUCCUGAAGCUCCUCAAGUGUCGCCAAACCGACAGAUACAACUGCUCAUAAGACAUAAAGUGUAGCUUUUUAAUAAUAUAUAUUGAAAUGAAUUCCUUGAGGUUAGAAGCCGCGCAUUCGUAGAUAUGACCAUGCCUUGGGCGAAUCCGCCUCGCUCGCCAUGCAGCACAUUCUUUAUUGACUUUUUUUGGAAUACCUUUACACAGAAAUAAGUAGGUGUAAUGCUGUGCCCUUUCCACGGCAUACUGCAUUUCAUAUUUCCCCUGCUCAGUUGUUAUUUUAACCUGGCAAAGGCAACAGAGGGCAAACCCCCAAAAGAUUAUUUGCGUGUCAAGCUGUCAAAAAAAAUCUGCAUAUCCUGCCAUUGAUUUCCAUUUCCUUUUGUUCUUAACUGGAGUUUGUAUUCCGCGCUGGCUCUUGCAGUGUUUUGAUUAUUUCCACGGCCCCCAGAGUAUUCAGUGAGACGGUUUCACUUCUGCAUUAGUGAAAUGAAACACUUUCACCGGAGACGGGAGUCAAACAGAGAGCAAUCACUCCCUUAAAAAAAAAAAAAAAAAAAAAACACCACACAUUUUGAUUGGUGCAAGAGAGUAUGAGGGAGGCAGAGAGAGAGAGAGAGAGAGAGAGAGAGAGAGAGAGAGAACACAUAAAAAUGAGAAGGAAGACUUAACUGGCGGUAUAGGAUACAGGUUGGGGUUUGCUGAAUUUCUAUGCCUAAAUGUGCCUAAUUUAACCUGAAUGUAAUAGAAGAAGUGUGUCAUUUACCGUAAAUGAUCAGGGGAGGUGCAGUUUACAUUUGAAUUGAUUGAUGAAUAUGUAUUCCAGUUUGCAAACAAUAUUUUUUUCUUUCUACCCUCAUAUGUAAAUAAGAAAAAAGCCCAACGUGCCUUCAGAACCUGUCUGCUGUUGAUUUAAGAAGCUAUGGUAGCAAAAUGUAGAUUAAAGAAAUGAGAAAAAGC
Messenger RNA from Cyclopterus lumpus (lumpfish), 1605 nucleotides. RefSeq names its product somatolactin alpha (gene smtla). Gene Ontology annotation, cellular component: extracellular region. The record is from RefSeq and is a predicted model, not a curated record. Lineage: Eukaryota; Metazoa; Chordata; Actinopteri; Perciformes; Cyclopteridae. The transcript has 5 exons. Gene Ontology annotation, molecular function: growth hormone receptor binding; growth hormone activity. Gene Ontology annotation, biological process: animal organ development; positive regulation of receptor signaling pathway via JAK-STAT; positive regulation of growth. The coding region runs from base 8 to 697 and encodes 229 amino acids.